Molecule: messenger RNA, 2598 nt
Organism: Nilaparvata lugens (brown planthopper)
Lineage: Eukaryota; Metazoa; Arthropoda; Insecta; Hemiptera; Delphacidae
Exons: 2
Coding region: 1-2598 (865 amino acids)
Source: RefSeq, a predicted model, not a curated record
AUGGGUUUAGUUGUUGUGCCCGCUCAAAUCCAACUGAAUGGAAUCUCUGAAAAAAGGACAUCUGUCAAAGGCAUUGUGCAGUUAAGAAUAUUGUCCGAACCUCAAUUUGAUAUUGCUCUUUCUACCGAAGCUCUUGUAUUAGAUCAAAUUGCUGGUAAUCUUCCUGUCUUUCCGCUUCACCCCGCACUAAAGAAUUCGUUUGCGCAUCUGGACCUUGCUGAUCCUAAUUUUGAUGAGACUGCUGAAAUCGACCUACUGAUUGGUGCUGAUUUAUACUCCAACAUCUUUAUAUCCACAGAAAAUUCCAUUAUUCCUGGUAACCCUGCUGCCUUUGCCACAAUCUUUGGUUAUGUUUUAAGUGGUAGAUUGAAUAUUGAGGACUCACCCGCACCGCUCAACGAAAUGCAGCUCAUUUGCACUAUGUUUGCACAGGAAGCACAGCUCAACACUGUCAUGAACAAAUUUUGGGAAACCGAAGAGGCCAUCCCCAUUCGAAAAGAGUCAUCGCCCGAAGAUGAGUUGUGUGAGAAACUGUACCAAUCCACUACUUAUCGCACCUCUGAAGGAAGGUAUGUUGUGGCACUGCCUUUCAAACCUGGCGCUCCCGCUCUGGGCAAUAACCGCAGCAAGGCAUACUGCAAUCAGUUAGGACUACUGAAAAAAUUGAGUCAAUCUGAUGAACUUGAAACCAAAUACUCUGACUUCAUGCAUGAGUAUCGUGACUUAGGCCACUUGAAAAUCGCUGAUUCUGCUGUAGAUUACAUCAUCCCACAUCAUGCAAUAUUCAAGAAAAACGAUAACACUCAAAAAAUUCGAGUUGUUUUCAAUGCAUCUAGCAAAGAUGCCAAUGGGCUCUCACUUAACAAUGUGUUGCUGCCUGGACCCAAACUUCAAACAAACAUAGUCCAAGUAUUAACCCGCUUUCGUUCAUACCGCUUUGUCAUCCUUGCAGACUGCAAACAAAUGUAUAGACAAAUCUUGCUGAGGCCUGAAGACCGCCAGCAUCAACAUAUAUUUUGGAAACCCACCCACCAAGAAAAAAUUCAAGAAUUUGAACUGUUAACAGUGACUUAUGGAGUAUCUUCUAGCGCGUAUCUUGCUCAGCGUACUCUGCAACAAUUAGUGGAGGACGAAGGUGAAGCUUUCCCACUCGCCAGUCAAGUACUGAAGUCACAAGCGUAUGUCAACGACAUACUUGGCGGAAGCAAUGACCUGAAUACCGCACAUUCACUUAUCAAAGAACUCAAUGAGCUAUUGUCACUCGCCUCCUUUGAAUUGAGGAAAUGGAAUUCCAACACACCUGAGUUGAUUGAGCAUAUGUCGCCCGAAUAUUUGAGCAAUCAGGAAUGCCUGUUUGAUGAUACUGCAACCACCAAAGUCCUUGGCAUUGUGUAUAGUCCGCUUGCCAAUGAUUUCCGAUAUUUCAUCUCUGCCUUUUCUGAAAAAAGCACAAAAAGAACAAUACUCGCUUUCAUUGCACGAAUUUAUGACCCACUGGGAUGGCUAUCACCGCUUAUUCUACUGUUUAAGUUAUUCAUGCGCACUCUGUGGUCUGAACGCCUUGGAUGGGAUGAUGAAAUUCCUGCACCACUAUUAACUCAUUGGAAAUCCUUGGCUACCACUAUCAACCAAUUACACCAGAUUUGCAUACCAAUACUGUUAGCUUGUUCCCAUUCCCCAAUUAGACUGUUGGGAUUUGCCGAUUCUUCAGAGAAAGGAUAUGCCGCCUGCUUGUACCUUCAUGAAGAAGUUGAAAACCGCUUUAUUGAUUGUCAUCUUAUUGCUGCCAAGAGUCAUGUUGCACCCCUCAAAACCCUGACAAUCCCUCGAUUGGAAUUGAAAGGCUGUCUCUUGUUAGCACAACUUGUAUCAGUCAUUUUACCAACUCUAUCAGAAUACAACCUGCUGGAAAUUCGUCUCUACACUGAUUCCAGAACUGCCUUGGACUGGAUCAAUACGCCUACUUACAAACUGCAGAUUUUUGUUGCUAAUCGUGUACAGCAAAUCACUCAAUUAGUGAAACCCGAACUAUUCAAUCAUGUGUCCUCGCUUAACAACUGUGCUGAUAAUGCUUCUUGUGGACUACUGCCAACUAAACUUGUUUCCUGUCAUACUUGGUGGCAUGCUUCUGCCACAUUUCAAUGCCUCUCUGUUGAUUUUCCUGUGUCUAAUCACAUUGUCAGUGAAACAAUACCUGAGAUGAAGUCAAACCUGCUGUAUAUUCUUGCAACUACCCAAGAUGAACCGCUAGCAAACCUGCUAUAUGCCGCUUGUGAAUGUGAUGUGAAGAAGCAAUCCAUAACCUGUGACUGCCUGCGUCGCUUCGUUGUCGCCGCCUUGUGUUAUCUACUUUGCCGCAACAUACUGAUGACUGCACCGCUGUUUGCUGCUUUGCUCCACUUAGCUAUUUUGAUGACCGCACCUCUGUUGACACUCAGCUCCACUUCUAUGACCGCACUGCAGUUCAUGUCUACGCGCAUUCCGCAACUUGUGCUGUGCUGCCCCGCUUGUCUUCACGUCAUGCUCCCAUGUUCACACCACAUUGCUCUGGACUUCUCCACUCACUGUAUUCAAGACCGCAGACCCAUUGCCAUCUAG